Messenger RNA from Rhagoletis pomonella (apple maggot), 2528 nucleotides. RefSeq names its product paramyosin (gene Cnb). NCBI's taxonomy places the organism in Eukaryota, Metazoa, Arthropoda, Insecta, Diptera, Tephritidae. Gene Ontology annotation, cellular component: centriole; centrosome. Bases 83 to 2242 code for a protein of 719 amino acids. Gene Ontology annotation, biological process: centriole replication; centrosome separation; mitotic cytokinetic process. The transcript has 7 exons. The record is from RefSeq and is a predicted model, not a curated record.
UUUGGCAUACGCAAACUUGUUUUAUUCGAUUAAUAGAAAUUUUGCACUAUUUUUGUUAGAAUCUGCGCGGUAAUGCGGUGUAAUGAGCGAUUCAGGUGAUACUGAUAUUUUGCUGUUGAUACCACCGAAUUACUUUGUCACAGCAACGCCUGAGGAGUUGGAAGAGUUUCGGACAAUUCAUACGUUAAUAACUCCGCCUGCUGCAGUUAAUUGGAAUGAAAAUUAUAUCAACGCUGUAAACGGUUAUACAAGUCAUACACUCCAUUCAAAGAAGCCAUGCCAAUCUAUGGAUACAACACUUACCGACUCAAAUAAAAUCAUGGAUUCCACCACUCUGCGUACACAUGAACUGCUUACAGCAAACAGAAAUGCUGAACUACAAGAAAUCAAUUCCCGAUUGAAGUUAAUGGAACGUGAAAAAGACUGCCAUUUCAUUGCGACUUCUGAUAUUUCUACGAUUUCAAAUGGUACACAAGCUGAACACAACAAAAGGGCGGGGCUGGUUCACUCUACCCCAAAAUGUAUAGGCGGAACAGAUGGCUUUUAUAAAAAUGAUGCUGGAGGUAUACUAACGGAGAUUGAUGAUUUCUUAGGUGAUCGUAACCGAGAACAAAUAAUCAAUUUACAUUUAAAUCCAAAUAAUGAAUUAUACAACCCGCAAACUAUGGAUAAAUGUAAAACUAAAGGCAAUUGUUAUCAGUCAGCUUAUUCAGAAGUGAAAGGGACCAAGGGUACAGAUCUGAAUUUAAUUAGUUUAAGUGAAAUCUGGGGUAAAAGCGGACAAGGUACUGCUAUUGCUUGCGCUGCCCCGCAGUAUUCCGUAUUUAUAGAGGAACAGCUGCGACGUCAACACCUGGAGCGCACCGUACAUGCGUUACAAACGCGCCUUCUUGAAUAUCAACAAAGAUUGUCAGUGGCCAUCGAAGUGGAUCGUGCAAAAGAUGCAGCAAUCUGCAAUGCCCAAUCUGAAUGUAAAGUUUUAGACACUGAGGCUCGUCAACUGCGAGAAAAUGUUUCAAAGCUGGAGGAGGAAAAGACGGAAAGCAACAUCAAAAUAGAUACACUUCAAAAAGAGUUGGCGCAGGCUGUGAAUUUAGCAACGAAAUUUCAGGAUAAAAGUGGGAAGCUCGAAAAUGAACUUUCAACUUCAUCCAGAAAAUCAAAUGAAUGUGCUAAUAUGUAUAAACAACAAAUAGAAGAGCUAGAGGUUAAGCUUCAUGGAUGUAAGAGAUCAGAGGAAGUUGCGCUAAAUGAACUAACCAAGUAUAAAGAUAAACUUGUCAAGGUCGAUUAUCUAAACGAGAAGCUUAAAACUCGUUGUGAUGAAUUAGAAAAAGAUUGCGCUACUUUAAGAAACCAAAAAGAAAUGUUGCAAGACUUUCAACAAAAACAGAAGUCUCGCGCCGAUACAUUAGAAAUACAGAAAAAAGCGUUGCAAGAAAAAAUAGCCAGUCUAACGGAAAGUGAGACAAGCUUAAAAAAGAAGAUUGAUCUUCAACAAAAAACCCUUAAAUCGCAUUAUCAGCAGCAGUUGGAAAGCGGUGUUGAACAAAAAAUGAAAGAGUUUCAACAGCAGUUGGAUAAGACUGAAGAAAUACUGAAGUUGGAGGCGCGCGAACGUGAACGUUUAAUUGCCGAACGGGCCGUCAAACAAAUAGAACUUAUAAACGAAAAAAAUGAAAUGGAACUGAAUUUACUACAAGAGAAACACAAAGAGGAAGUAGAGUUGUAUCGAAUACAACUUGCGAACGCCUCCAAGAAAAUUGGGGAUCUUGAAACAAAAUUAAAUGCCUACAGAGCCAAAAGAGCUGUUAUAGCAGAAAAACUGCAUGACGUUAUGGAAGAUCAGUGGCAGAAAGCAUUGGAAAUAUUAACGUCACCUGGUGAUCGAUCGCAACAAAUAAGUAAUAAUACAGACUGUGAAUCAAUAGGGAAUAUCGAAAACGAUACAAAUAAAGAUGAAAUGAACUAUGAAACUCCCAAGAAGAAUAAACCACGUGAUAGAAUAUUGAAAAUAAAGGAAAAUAAUCUUAAUAAUGUGAACGAUCGGAGGGCUUCGCCAGAACCAAUGGACAGACUACAGGCAUACAUAGAAUUGUUACUCAGCAAAUCACCCAGUGAAUUCGAUAAAUUGGACGAGAUUUUAGCCUAUGCUAAUAAGACUAAGACGUCGACAUCCAAUAGCAAAUUAGAUAAAUCCGAUAAACGUUUGAAUUGUUGUAAACCACCUUGGCGCGCAUAAAAGAUUUGUUUCUGAGUUUUAGAAUUAUGUAUUUAAACGUAUUUAGACACCAAAGUACAAAGUCUUAUAGCAUCCGCGUAAUUAUGUCGGAGGAGUUUUUGAAUACGAACUGCCUUAUUUACCUUUAUAUUGUGUAAAUACUCGUAUAGAAAGAAAUUAAUACCAAUGUACCAUGGUAUAGCAAGUUAAUAAAUUUGUAUAUGUAUUUAUUUUUCUUUUUAUCAUAAUUAAUGCGGAGACCAAGACGAGCACGAAGAAGUAUACGAAGACGAAUGCGCAAAGUGAA